This is a messenger RNA of Drosophila ananassae, 1444 nucleotides long. RefSeq lists its product as uncharacterized. The record is from RefSeq and is a predicted model, not a curated record. The coding region runs from base 111 to 665 and encodes 184 amino acids. The transcript has 2 exons. NCBI's taxonomy places the organism in Eukaryota, Metazoa, Arthropoda, Insecta, Diptera, Drosophilidae.
GGGAAGCCCAGAUGGGCAGAUGCAGAAGCGCAUGCGUCGAGUGGCUCUGGAAACGGGGCCAAGAAAAUCGAUGGCAUCGUUAGUCGUUGGGCGUUUGAGGGCCAGGAAGCAUGUCGGAGCCCACGGAGAUUAGCAGCUACGAGCAAGAGUGCCAACGGGCGGAGCUCCUCGGCCUCCAGCCGCCAGACAAAGCGGACUUUGAGCGGAAGCGCCAGGCACGGUUGGAGCAUGAAAUGGCCGAGCAGGAGGCCGCCGAGGCGGUGCUGCUGGAGCAACAGGACGAAUCGCUGGGCAACGUUGGCGGCAAGCUGGGCGAACUCAACAGCAUCCUGUCCAGCACUCAGCAGAAGUUGAAUCGCUUCAAGCAGACCGCUUGUGGCAGCCUGACGAAUAUUUUCGCCCGGGCCAGUUCCGGAUCGGUGGAUCUGACAGGCGCAGCUGGAGGCCCUGGACCAGCUCCACCGGACCAGCCGCCGCCACCGGUGAGGGAGCAGCCGGCGGCCAAGCCCCCGCCGACGGCUGCCGAGGUGGCCGCCGCCAAAGCGGCCAAGGCAAAGCGCAUGGACUCGCAGCUGGACAAGCUGGACACGCUCAUCAACCAGGCGGACAACGCCCAGAUCGCCAUGAGCGAGCAGACGCAGCAGAUGCGCCGCCUGGCCAAGUAAAUAGCACCAGUUGGGGUUUCUACUACAAUGAUUACAUGAAUCCGACUUUAUUGACUUAUUCCCCUCUCCGCUGCCAGGUAAUCCCGGCCAGCCAUCGCCCUCUCCUCACUCUCUCCUCUGUUUUGGAUGAACACAUGAGUUUCGCUUAAAACUAAACACAAGUUGGGAUUACCCGAAGCGUCUUCAAUCACAUUUUGUCGAGUGUGCGGGCCAUGAUGCAGUUCUUCUGGACUAGUGGACUACCGUACUCCACUGUACUCCUCACAUUCGUCCCCCUGGCUUUCCAUAAAUAUAGUUAGUAUACAUAUAGUUUAGUUAACAUCAGAGUUCUCGAAAAAAAUCCCGUUCUACAUCCUUCUCUCGAACAUUUGACAAUAAUAGUUUCGUAUUUUCGAUAAAUACAUAUAUAUUUUCUUCUUAGUCCUGGCGGGGCUUAGCCCCUCCUCGUGAAGAUUUCUUCAUUUUUUGUAUCGUUUUCGAAGCUAACCACCUCAUAAGUCACAUUUUGGAAAACUAUUUCAGUUCUUUUUUCGAAAUAUCUCAUAGAAUUGCUCUUCCUUUUGGAUAUCAUGGUGUGAGGGAUUGGAAACUUGAACCGAAGUCUGUACAGAAAACAAAAGCAAUAUUUUUUCGAUUGUAAGCAGUGCGUUUCACGGCUGUAAGGACAGUCGCGAAAGUGUUUAUCCAGCUAAUACUUGUUGCAAACCGUUUGUUAAACUAUACUAGAAAAAAUUAUGUAUUGUGUCGAGUAAUAAAUCAAAACUUUCUUCUUAAACUAA